GAUGUGCAACAGAAUGAAAAUAUAUAAAUGCCUGGAGUGUGGCAAAAGCUUCAGUCGCAGUUCCACUCUUACCUCCCACCGAAGAAUUCACACUGGAGAGAAACCCUAUAAAUGCCUGGAGUGUGGGAAAAGCUUCAGUUGCAGUUCCACUCUUACUUCCCACAGAAGAAUUCACACAGGGGAAAAACCGUAUACAUGCCUGGAGUGCGGAAAAAGCUUCACUACCAGUUCACACCUUAGUGUCCAUCAGAAAAUUCACACUGGAGAGAAACCCUAUAAAUGUCUGGAAUGUGGGAAAAGCUUCAGUCGCAGUUCCAUUCUUACUUCCCAUCGAAGAUUUCACACAGGGGAAAAACCAUAUAUAUGCCUGGAGUGCGGAAAAAGCUUCACUAAGAGUUUCAGCCUUACCUCCCACCGAAGAAUUCACACAGGGGAAAAACCAUAUACAUGCCUAGAGUAGAAACACUUUAAAUGCCUGGAGUGUGGGAAAAGCUUCAGUCGCAAUUCCACUCUUACUUCUCACCGAAGAAUUCACACAGGGGAAAAACCGUAUACAUGUCUGGAGUGUGGGAAAAGCUUCACUAAGAGUUUCAGUCUUACUUCCCACCAAAGAAUUCACACAGGGGAAAAACCGUAUACAUGCCUGGAGUGUGGAAAAAGCUUCACUGACAGUUCCAGUCUUACUUCCCACCGAAGAAUUCACACAGGGGAAAAACCGUAUACAUGCCUGGAGUGUGGGAAAAGCUUCACUGACAGUUCCACUCUUACUUCCCACCGAAGAAUUCACACAGGGGAAAAACCGUAUACAUGCCUGGAGUGUGGGAAAAGCUUCACUAAGAGUUUCAGUCUUACUUCCCACCAAAGAAUCCACACAGGGGAGAAACCAUAUACAUGCCUGGAGUGUGGUAAAAGCUACAGGCAGAAUUCCACUCUGGCUUCCCAUGAAAGAAUUCACACAGGGGAAAAACCGUAUAAAUGCCUGGAGUGUGGGAAAAGCUUCAAUCGCAGUUCUAACCUUAGUGUCCAUCAGAAAAUUCACACUGGAGAGAAACCCUAUAAAUGCCUGGAGUGUGGUAAAAGCUUCAGUCAGAGUUCUGUUCUUACUACCCACCGAAGAAUUCACACAGGGGAGAAACCGUAUACAUGCCUGGAGUGUGGGAAAAGCUUCAGUCAGAGUUCACACCUUAGUGUCCAUCAGAAAAUUCACACUGGAGAGAAACCCUAUAAAUGCCUGGAGUGUGGGAAAGGUUUCAGUCAGAGUUUUGCUCUUACUACCCACCGAAGAAUUCACACAGGGGAGAAACCGUAUACAUGCCUGGAGUGUGGGAAAAGCUUCACUGACAGUUCCAGUCUUACUUCCCACCGAAGAGUUCACACAGGGGAAAAACCGUAUACAUGCCUGGAGUGUGGAAAAAGCUUCAAUCGCAGUUCUAACCUUCGUGACCAUCAGAAAAUUCACACUGGAGAGAAACCGUAUCCAUGCCUGGAGUGUGGGAAAAGCUUCAGUCAGAGUUCUACUCUUACUACCCACCGAAGAAUUCACACAGGGGAGAAACCGUAUCCAUGCCUGGAGUGUGGGAAAAGCUUCCCUGACAGUUCCAGUCUUACUUCCCACCGAAGAGUUCACACAGGGGAAAAACCGUAUACAUGCCUGGAGUGUGGAAAAAGCUUCAUUCGCAGUUCUAACCUUAGUGACCAUCAGAAAAUUCACACUGGAGAGAAACCGUAUUCAUGCCUGGAGUGUGGGAAAAGCUUCAGUCAGAGUUCUACUCUUACUACCCACCGAAGAAUUCACACAGGGGAGAAACCGUAUCCAUGCCUGGAGUGUGGGAAAAGCUUCACUGACAUUUCCAGUCUUACUUCCCACCGAAGAAUUCACAUAGGGGAGAAGCCUUACAAAUGCCUAAAGUGUGGAAAAAGCUUCACUCAAAGUUCCACUCUUACUUCUCACCAAAGAAUUCACACAGGGGAGAAACCAUAUACAUGUCUGGAGUGUGGUAAAAACUUCAGGCAGAAGUCAAACCUGACUUCCCACCAAAGGAUACACACAGAAACCAUAUAA
Molecule: messenger RNA, 2062 nt
Organism: Heteronotia binoei (common prickly gecko)
Lineage: Eukaryota; Metazoa; Chordata; Lepidosauria; Squamata; Gekkonidae
Product: zinc finger protein 850-like
Exons: 3
Source: RefSeq, a predicted model, not a curated record